Molecule: messenger RNA, 2684 nt
Organism: Gadus macrocephalus (Pacific cod)
Lineage: Eukaryota; Metazoa; Chordata; Actinopteri; Gadiformes; Gadidae
Product: 23 kDa integral membrane protein-like
Exons: 9
Coding region: 96-770 (224 amino acids)
Cellular component (GO): membrane
Source: RefSeq, a predicted model, not a curated record
UCCUCACAAUCUCCUUCUCACACACUCCUCAAAUACUCCUCUUCACACACUCCUCCUCACACACUCCCCUCAGGCUGCAGGAUCUCCUCGUCACCAUGGGUAAAAUCAACGGCUGUCUGAAGUGCGUCUUCGUCCUGCUCAACGCCGCGUUCGGGAUCCAUGGAGUUUUGAUGAUUAUUGGACUUGUGAAGGCCCACCCGCAGCUGUCAAGCCAGAUGGGCCCCGGAUCCUGGGCUGGGCUGUGGGUAUUCUCCGUUGGGAUGCUGCUGGUUUCCAUCCUCGGGCUGACGGCCGAAAGGACCGAGAAGACAGCACUGCUCAAAGGGUUUGCAGGUCUGAUGGGGGCCAUAAUGAUCAUCAUGAUGAUCUUAGGGAUCGUCAUGGCUUCCUACAGAAACCAGUUAAAGAACAUCACCCCUGACUCUAUGGGACCGAUGAUGGCUGAUGACAAGGUACAAGAAGUUCUCGUCAACGUCCAAGGGCAGUUCCAGUGCUGUGGCCUUAUGAGCAAUGAGGACUGGGGGAACAGGAUCCCUUUAUCCUGUGAGUGUUUAGAAGACAACGUGUGCACAGACCGCCCAGGGCACUUGGAAGGUCCAGCUAAAAUCUACUCCAGGCCGUGCUUCCCCAUCGUGUCCGACCUGCUGGUUCCUGCCUUGACGGUCUCCAUGGGUGUCUUCUUUGGCUUCGCUGUCACCGCUCACUUCUGCCUGGGCGCGAGCCUCCUGAUGAUUGGUCAGGUGAGGCAUCACGACGGCGGGCGCGGAUGACAGGCCAUCGCCCUGACGACUCAUGGGUACAAGCUGAGCCAUGGCUUCUGACCUCUGACCUCACUCCUCAUUUCUGCUUCUAAAUUAGUCGUGGCCUAUGAAGUCAAUAGUGACAUCACCAGGAGACUGAGAGUGUUUCACUGGUGUUCCCAUUAAAGAAAACAAAAAAAAUUGUUCCUCAAUGUUAAGUGUUCCAUGUGUUCAUUCUCCUGUUACAAUGUACCUUGUUUCAGUGACUCCUCCCCUCCAUUCCUGUAAGAGGACAGGUGGACUCCUCCCUUCUAUGCAUAUGUAAUUAGCUGUUGACUCCUCCCCUCCAUUCCUGUAAGAGGACAGGUUGACUCCUCCCCUCUAUGCAUAUAUAAUUAGCUUUUUACUCCUCCCCUCUAUGCAUGCAUAAGUAGCUGUUGACUCCUCCCCCCUAUGCAUAUGUAAUUAGCUGACGAAGGUCCUUACUACUGGGAGGUUUCUGACUCGUGAAGCUCCAGACCGACGCUCCUCUGACCUCAGACAGCAGACCUCCCACGUCAGACCAAGGCCCUGUGUCGCUGCCUCAUGGUUCUAACAUGGAGCACUUCAGGCAGGGGCUCCUUUGAAGGACUGUUUGGCCUCGCAUGAUUCUUCACGGGCCCUGAGCCUGCUGAGGGGUAGGAGGAAGUUGUGUCUCAGUAGGCCACUCCCCUUCUGAUUAGGCUACUCCCAUUCUCAGCCGGCCACUCCCCUUCUCAGCCGGCCAAUCCCCUCCUCAGUAGGCCACUCCCCUUCUCAGCCGGCCACUCCCCUCCUCAGUAGACCACUCCCCUCCUCAGUAGGCCACUCAAUAGUGUUAAGGUAGUACUAGUAUAGAAGUAGUAUUAAGAUAGUAAAGUCGGUCUAGUGUAGCAGCAGUAUAAAUGUAGUAUAGUAUUAUUAUGGCAGUAGUAUUAAGAAGGCAGUAUAUUAGUUCUAGUAUAGCAGUAGUAUUAAGGUAGUAUACUACUAGUAUAGCAGUAUUAAGGUAGUACACUACUAGUAUAGCAGUAGCAUUAAGGUAGUAUACUACUAGUAUAGCAGUAUUAAGGUAGUAUACUACUAGUAUAGCAGUAGUAUUAAGGUAGUACACUGUAUAGCAGUAGCAUUAAGGUAGUAUACUCUUAGUAUAGCAGUAGUAUUAAGGUGGUAUAGUUGUUCUUGUACAGCAGCAGUAGUAGUUAAGUAAUAAAACAGAGAAGCUAGGCACGGUGCUGAGUGUUUGAUUCCCCAGAGGGCGAGACACCGUAUCGAUACUAAAACUCAAUUACUAGGUCAAUAAUGGCCUCUUUCUUUCCAAUUCAAAUGCAUCUUCCACUCUUUCAACACAGACGGGUUUCAUAGAGAGGUCUUCUUCAGAAUUUAUUUUGGUUUCUCAGAGAAGUGUGUGUGUGUGUGUGUGUGUGUGUGUGUGUGUGUGUGUGUGUGUGUGUGUGUGUGUGUGUGUGUGUGUGUGUGGGGGUGUGGGUGUGUGUGUGUGUGUGUGUGUGUGUGUGUGUGUGUGUGUGUGUGUGUGUGUGUGUGUGUGUGUGUGGGUGUGGGGGUGUGGGUGUGUGUGUGUGUGUGUGUGUGUGUGUGUGUGUGUGUGUGUGUGUGUGUGUGUGUGUGUGUGUGUGUGUGUGUGUGGGUAUGGGUGUGGGUGUGUGUAUGGGGGAGGACCUCCUUCUAUAAAAUCUCCUCCUGGGGAUCAGACAUCUCUUCUCUUCAUCCACUGCAAGGUAAUGAAGCUCUCUGCUAUACAUACUUGUCUGUGCGUGUGUGUGUGUGUGUGUGUGUGUGUGUGUGUGUGUGUGUGUGUGUGUGUGUGUGUGUGUGUGUGUGUGUGUGUGUGUGUGUGUGUGUGUGUGUGUGUGUGAGAGAGUGUGUGUGUGUGUGUGUGUGUGUGUGUGUGUGUGUGUGUGUGUG